UGAUUUAGCAGUGAUAUGGUGUAGAAAACCCCGACCCUCUGUCUGGACGACAUUCUUCUCUCAAUGCACAACCGACGACGAAGUGAACUCACAUUGCUAGGAAAAUCCUUUCAGGAUGGCCGUAUAACAGAACCGCGGAUUGCAUUGGCAACCGCUGCACUUCACACCAUGGAUUCGCAAAAUGGCUUUAUCAUACCAAGUAUAAUCUUGGCCCCAACGGAAACGGACUUCGACAGAACUGAGCUUGAACGUGAACCCGAACGUCAGCUUUUCUUCCCUGUCUUCAGAAUAAAAACGACGAGCGAUGAGUCUGAGCAUGAGCCUGUACAGCGACGAGCUGUCCCUGCUGAGCGGGGACCUGCUCCCCAACGACGUCUUCUCGCCGAUCAAAGGUAGUGGCCAACCUGAAGCCACCGGGAGCAACACAGGAGCCGCCGCGGGAGGCAGUCAACUCCAGCCCGACGGCAUCGGUCUCACGGGCCCCCUGGAUCUGCCUCCUCUUGGUGAUGAGCCUUUCCCUGAAGCGGAUUGGAUGACAGAAUUCAACCUGUUGGAGUCUCUCAUCGAGAAGACGGCGCAGGACAUGAACAUGCCCAACCCGACAGCCCUGUUGGACAGCAUGUCCGUGGGCCCCUUCAGCCUGGAGUCCGCAUUUGGCAUGGACCUGGUGGAGGAGAAGCCCCUGACAGAGUUUGGGAUCGGGAGCCCCCUGCUGACCUCCGGGCCAGGUGAGCUGCUCCCUCUGUUGGCCGACGUGAAGGAAGAGCCCAGCCCAUUCCCCGCCCCCAUGAGCUAUUCCAACCUGACUCCAGUGGCCACCACCCUGAGCGGAGCAGACUUCCUCACCACGUCUGUAGCGUCCAGCACCGUGUCCACCCCUCCGGUGUCUGCGCCUUCGUCCCCAACCCAGCAGAGUUUCGCCUCCACUGAGCUGCUUGCAAAGCUUUUGGUUGAACCCAUCAGUGAGCCGACCCCACCAUCCAGCCCUGAGUCCUACCAGUCCACGCCCGCGUCAAGUCCCGCCAGCCGCAAACGUCACGCAUCAAGUGUGUCUGAUGUUUCAUCCGUCGGGCAGCCCGAGGCCAAGAAGCCACGCAGCCCGCGUACGAAGAGCGCAGCUCGCACUUCAGCCUGCCCCCGGCAGAAGAAAGAGAAGAAGCGGGACCAGAACAAGAACGCAGCUACGCGCUACCGUGAGAAGAAACGCUCUGAGCAGCAGACCCUGCUCUCACAGCACGAAGGUCUGGAGAAGCGCAAUGCUGAGCUAAAGGAAAAAGUUGAUCAAAUGACGAGGGAAAUAAAGUACCUCAAGGACCUCAUGUCUGAGGUGUAUGUCCUAAAGGGUCAAAUGUAGAAAUGGAGUGAACAAGGACUGACUUUUCAACUAAGUUUGCUUCAACAACUUUUGUUAUGUACUGUCCCUUUAGCUCUGAGAGAAGACUUUUUGUUGGUCUUUAAUGUGAUAAAGUUACAUUACACAAGAACUUUUUUGUUCAUAGCUUGAUGUGCUUAAGAUAUUUACACCUGUGUAUCAAGUGGCCAGACAUUAGUUUUUCGGCCACACAGGUGAUAUGGUGUGUUUCAUUGUUACGUCUUGUACUAGGGACCCAGUAGGGGAGGUGUUUAAAAAGUAAAAUCUAUGUUAUGUCCUACUUAUUCUGACAAAGUAAAAGGGUGAACUUAUUUAAAGUGGGAAAGUUGUAGAAACUGGUGUUGUCUUAUUUUUGUAUGCGUAACCCCCUUUUCCAUUGUAAAUAACAUUCCAGUCAAAGAGCUGUCUGUAUGUUGUAAGCUACUUGAUUUCUCUGUAGAAAUGCUUAUGAUUCCUUAUAUGUCCCUUUUGGUCCAAUAGAAAUUUCUUAGCACACUUAAAUAAAUAUCCUUAGAUCUUGCA
Messenger RNA from Branchiostoma floridae (Florida lancelet), 1894 nucleotides. Its product is annotated as activating transcription factor of chaperone-like. Gene Ontology annotation, cellular component: nucleus. Lineage: Eukaryota; Metazoa; Chordata; Leptocardii; Amphioxiformes; Branchiostomatidae. The record is from RefSeq and is a predicted model, not a curated record. Gene Ontology annotation, molecular function: DNA-binding transcription activator activity, RNA polymerase II-specific; RNA polymerase II transcription regulatory region sequence-specific DNA binding. The transcript is spliced from 3 exons. The coding region runs from base 305 to 1354 and encodes 349 amino acids. Gene Ontology annotation, biological process: regulation of transcription by RNA polymerase II.